Molecule: messenger RNA, 1536 nt
Organism: Wasmannia auropunctata (little fire ant)
Lineage: Eukaryota; Metazoa; Arthropoda; Insecta; Hymenoptera; Formicidae
Gene: Sp1
Product: transcription factor Sp9
Exons: 4
Coding region: 1-1536 (511 amino acids)
Biological process (GO): regulation of transcription by RNA polymerase II
Molecular function (GO): RNA polymerase II cis-regulatory region sequence-specific DNA binding; DNA-binding transcription factor activity, RNA polymerase II-specific
Source: RefSeq, a predicted model, not a curated record
AUGAAUUGCGCAUAUCAGUAUUCACAUAACGGCCAUCCGCAAAACGUGAUGACGAUCGCGCCGACGGCACCGCAGCAGGGACUACAUCCCGCGCAGGAAACAGAAUAUCUCGAGGAUCACCCAUCACUACGAGGUACGCCUUUGGCUAUGCUGGCGGCACAAUGCAACAAGCUAAGUAGCAAGAGCCCGCCACCGUUGGCGGACGCAGCCGUGGGCAAAGGUUUCCAUCCUUGGAAGAAGAGUCCACAGAGCAGCGGCAGUUCGCCACAGCACACCACCGGCGGCGGGGGAGGCGGCGGCGGAGGAGGCGGCGGUAGCGGCGGGUGCACAACGACGGGAGUGAGCCAGAGACCGGCGGCGACAAGCAGCGCCGGCAGCACGACCGGUGGUUACGCCAGGGCGCCGGUAACGUCUUGCGCUUCGACCGCACCGCAAUAUGGUAGCGAACUGUAUUUUCCGGGAACGGCGAGCGCCCAACCGGCCGGCGACCCGCAUCAUCAUCAAAGUAGUCUUCUCGGCAAGGUCGAGGGCGCGACUCUGGGCUCGGUAUACGGCAGGCAUCCAUACGAGUCGUGGCCGUUCAAUGCGAUGCCAGGCGCGACGCACGGAGGAAUAAAAACGAGCGACGGUUGGUGGGACGUGCACGGCGCCGCGACCGCCGGCGGAUGGUUGGACGUGAGCAGCACCGUCGGCGUCGGCGUCCACGCGCAAAUGGCCAAUUACUCGGCCGACUACUCGACAAGCCUAGCGCUGGCCGGCAAUCACCUGCUGACCACGGCUACGACGGCCGGUCACAAUCUCUUACAAGACACGUACAAGUCGAUGCUACCGGGCGGACCGCCCGGAUUCGGACUCCAUCACCACGCGGCCGCCACGGCCGGCGCCGGCGCCGGUGCCGGAAGCCCUCAGGGCAGCGGCGGCGGUGUCGGCGUCGGAGGCGCCGGCGUUAGCCAAGCGCCCUCGCCGCGCUCGCAGAGACGCUACACCGGGCGUGCCACCUGCGAUUGUCCGAAUUGUCAAGAAGCCGAGAGACUCGGUCCCGCCGGCGUGCACCUCAGGAAGAAGAACAUCCAUAGCUGCCACAUACCGGGUUGCGGCAAGGUCUACGGGAAAACGUCGCAUCUGAAGGCCCACUUACGGUGGCACACUGCGGCACCUUCGAACCCACACCGGCGAAAAGAGAUUCGCCUGUCCGGUCUGCAACAAGCGGUUCAUGCGCAGCGACCAUCUCGCGAAGCACGUCAAGACCCACAGCAGCAGCAGCAACAGCAGCAGCUGGCAGUAGCGGCGGCAGCGGCGGCGGCGGCAGCGGUGGCGGCGGGCCAGGACACCAGCAACACCACCUCCCCCCAGACCACCACCACUCUCGGCCAUCAGCCGACAACACCCAUGACUCCAAUACAGAUGACCCCGCCGCCUCUGACCCCACACCAUCCCCACCACCCGCAUCUCCCGCCUCUAAUGCACCAUCCUCAUCAUCACGCAACCUCCGUCCCGGCGGCCCACCACCCGCACGCGGGGAUGAGCAUGCACUGA